This is a messenger RNA of Quercus robur (English oak), 1918 nucleotides long. RefSeq lists its product as uncharacterized. The record is from RefSeq and is a predicted model, not a curated record. NCBI's taxonomy places the organism in Eukaryota, Viridiplantae, Streptophyta, Magnoliopsida, Fagales, Fagaceae. Bases 242 to 1474 code for a protein of 410 amino acids. The transcript has 15 exons.
UUGACGCCAGCAAUUCUUCUGUCAUCCCGGUGCACUUCUCUCACUCUAGACUCUAGAGCGAGAGAGAGAGAGAGAGAGAGAGAAACAGAGAGGCACAGACCCUUUCUUGUCCAACAAUCCAUCAUUCUUCGUCUCUUCUAUUUUCUUCAGAGGAGGAGAAUUCAAUGCCGUACAGUCACACAUAUUAGUCUCCACUCAACUCCCACACUACCAUCCCAUACAUAUAUAUAUAUAGGCGGCGAUGGCUCUCCAGAUUGGCAAGGUGGCCGUUCUUCUUGGCGCAGGUAUUGUUGGUUCAAUACUUGCGCAAGAAGGACGUAUGCCAACUGUAUCUGAUUUUGUCUCUGGUGCUUUUAAGUUUGUUUUGAAGAAAAAUAGACAAGAUGAUUCUUCCUCGUCAGUUAAAAAACCACGCAAUGACUCUCUAAUGGCUCAGGUUAACAGCCUACGGGAAGAGCUGCAGUUAUUGGCAUCAAAUGGACCAAUUACAAUUGUGACUACGGGUGUAAGAGGUACUAUCAGAUAUGGUGUUAUUAUCGUUGUGGUAGUUUUAGGAUACGGCUAUGUUUGGUGGAAGGGCUGGAAACUCCCUGAUAUGAUGUUUGCUACAAGGCGUGGUUUAGCUGAUGCUUGCAAUUCUAUAGCUAAACAGCUUGAGACUCUGUAUUCAUCAAUCUCAGCCACCAAGAGGGAACUAUCUUCAAGAAUGAACAUCAUGGAUUCUACUUUGGACAAGUGUGCAGCAAUUAAUUCCGAAACACAACAGGAGGUUUCUGACCUACGAAAAAGUACGGAUUUCGUCGGUGUGGAUGUUAUAAAUAUCCAUGAUGCAGUACAGACUCUGGAAACUAAGAUUAGCAGAAUAGAAGGGAAGCAGGAUCUUACAAAUGAAGGAGUAAGGAGGUUGUGUAGUUACACCUGGAAUCUGCAAAAUAGCAGAACCACAGAAAGUACUCAGGCAUUGCCUUCCAGUUCCUCCAAGCUUGCUCUUGAACAGCCACCUUCUACUCCCUCUUCAAAGGUGGCACCAUCCAUUUCCUACAGGCCAGCUCUUGAACAGCCACCAGUUACACCCUCAUCAAGUAGUGCUUCUUUGCCCCCCGAUAUAUCUGCUGAACCUCUGUCUUCCCCAAGUUCUAAUGGAUCUCACCAGGUGAAACAGUCGUUGCAGAAUGUUGUCUCAGCACCUGGUCUCAAGGACAUUAAUGUAACUUCAAAAGUGGUUGAGGCCUCAAGAAAUCAUGAGGUUUCUAAUGGGAAUCGUACUCCUGAAGACUCAAGAAAUCAUGAGGUUUCUAAUGGGAAUCAUACUCCUGAAGACACCAAUAGUGGGGCUUCAAGUUCUGGUCGGUUCGGGCUGUGGUUUCCUAGCUUUAGAACUCCAUUCCUAUCAAGAUCGCUUAGUGUGACUAAUACAGUGUUACAACAAUCACGUUCAAGUAGUCAACACUCACGUUCAAGUAGUCAACAAUAAUGAGGAUCUUUUGCGUUGAUCUCAAUUAGAACAUCUACGUAACGAUAUACCACUGGACUCUGCUUCUGGAGAAGAUUUCAGGGGUUACUUGUGGCUGGCCCGAGACCUGUUAAAUAUAGGUUGUGCUCGUGCCAAAUUGAUGGAAACAGGAUUAGGCACUGAAUGUUGUGGAGCUGUUUACGUUAUAACUUUUAAUUAGGAUUUUUUAUUUUUUUAUUUUUUUAUGUGUAAUUAAAAUUAUAUAGUUUUUCCUUUUUGGCCUAAAGAAUGGUGGCUGCAGGAAAGACAGGGUUUGGCAAACAAAGAGAGGCUUCCAAAAUUAAGUAUGCUAGUCACUAGCACGGGGUUAUCUUUUGUUAGAAGAGUGUUCAUUCCUCCCUUGUUUUUUGGUUUGGGCAUUGAUAGAUUGGAUGUACAUAUUUUAUGAGAACUUUUCUUCACUUU